Molecule: messenger RNA, 1155 nt
Organism: Haliaeetus leucocephalus (bald eagle)
Lineage: Eukaryota; Metazoa; Chordata; Aves; Accipitriformes; Accipitridae
Gene: ECI1
Product: enoyl-CoA delta isomerase 1
Exons: 7
Coding region: 14-928 (304 amino acids)
Biological process (GO): fatty acid beta-oxidation
Cellular component (GO): mitochondrion
Molecular function (GO): enoyl-CoA hydratase activity
Source: RefSeq, a predicted model, not a curated record
CCGGCGGCAGAAGAUGGCGGCGGUGCCGACCCUCGCCCGUCGGAUCGCUCGGUCAGGUGUGCGCCCCCUCUGCCGCUGGCCGUUGUCAUGGGGCAGAGCCUCCCGGCAGCCCCCUGGCCUCCCGCUCGCUCCAUGUCGUGCCUUCAGCAACAACAAGAUCCUGGUGGAGCUGGAUGAGAGCUCAGGCGUCGCCAUGAUGAAGUUCAAGAGCCCUCCAGUCAACAGCCUCAGCCUGGACUUCCUCACUGAGUUUUGCAUAAGCCUGGAGAAGCUGGAGAAUGACCGGGCCUGCCGGGGCGUGAUCUUUACAUCUGCUGUCCCCAAAAUCUUCUCAUCUGGCCUGGACAUCACUGAGAUGUGUGGGAAGAGCAUGGAGCACUACGCCGAGUUCUGGAGAGCCGUGCAGGAGAUUUGGCUCCGGCUGUAUGGCUCCAACAUGGUGACAGUCGCUGCAGUCAAUGGGUCCAGCCCGGCGGGAGGCUGUCUUGUUGCCUUGUCGUGUGACUACAGGAUCAUGGUGGAGAACCCCAAAUUCAGCAUUGGCCUGAACGAAGCCCAGCUGGGCAUUGUGGCUCCCUUCUGGUUUAAGGACACAUUUGUGAAUGUUGUGGGACACCGAAUUGCUGAACGCUCCCUUCAGCUGGGCUCCCUCUACCCUGCACCUGAGGCCUUCAAGUUUGGCCUUGUGGACGAGCUGGUGCCAGAGGAGAAGCUCCAGGAGAAGGCUAUGGCUGUUAUGGCACAGUGGCUGGCCCUUCCUGACCAUGCCCGUCAGCUCACCAAGUCCAUGAUGAGGAAGGUGGUGUUAGACCGCCUGGUAGCUCACCGGGAGGAAGACAUUCAGAACUUCAUCAGCUUCAUCUCAAAAGAGUCCAUCCAAAAGUCACUUCGCAUGUACAUGGAGAUGCUGAAGAAGAGGAAGAGCUAAGGAGCCAGCCGCCCGGGGCCCGGUCCCAGGAGCUCAGGUGACCCUCUGAAAUGCUGCAGUAGCUGUAGACUUUCACAGUGAAGCUGUCUGCAGUGUCAGCAAUUGGUGAUAUGCUGCCCGCUCCCAUGGCCGCCCCAACCUCCUCUUCCCCUUAGUCCUCGUAGAGUGCCUGACACCACCACUGCCUUUCCUGAGAGUGGGGAGAGCUGCCUGCUCAGCUCCCUGAG